Molecule: messenger RNA, 519 nt
Organism: Pisolithus orientalis
Lineage: Eukaryota; Fungi; Basidiomycota; Agaricomycetes; Boletales; Pisolithaceae
Exons: 10
Coding region: 1-519 (172 amino acids)
Source: RefSeq, a predicted model, not a curated record
AUGGAUCAACCAUAUCCUUUGAUGGUUUGGUCUAAGUACCUCAUGCCAAAGGCGUUCCUCGGGGCAAUGGCAAUGGAGGUCCUCGCUUGCAUAUCCGUGCAGCCUUCAUUAUUUAAAAGAGAACUGGAUUGUUUAAUCCAAUACGCCCUCACUGCCCCCAAUCACUUCAACAAUCGCAACCUGCAACGAACUUAUGUGUAUUACAUGCACUACUCUGAGGACUCGUCAUGCAUAAAGUUCGUUGUUGCUGCCGUAUGGAUUCUUGAUACAUUACAUAUCUCGUUCAGAAAAUGCGUGGUUAAUUCUCUAUUAAUAACCAAUUAUGGAGAUCUGCUGAGCUUGGAGUAUAUUGUCUGGUUCGCGUCGCUUCCAGUGAAUGAUUUAUCUCUAUUCCAGACAUUUGUCGUUACUAUAGUUCAAUUUUUGCCGUCGUCAACUGAGGUGGUUGGUGGCCGCCCCUCUUGGCUUGCCAUAGGUUCGUCAACGAUGCGCUUAGCUUCGCCUCGCACACUAGGGUAG